This is a messenger RNA of Pogona vitticeps (central bearded dragon), 1535 nucleotides long. It is a transcript of the gene PTMS, whose product is annotated as parathymosin. Lineage: Eukaryota; Metazoa; Chordata; Lepidosauria; Squamata; Agamidae. The record is from RefSeq and is a predicted model, not a curated record.
CUCGCCUCCCUCAAAUCCCUUUUUCUGGCAGAGCCUCGUCGCGGGAGAGGCGGACCCUUGGUCUCUCUGGCGCCCGGGAUUGCAGCGGCCGGGAGCGGGUGUCGGCGUGAGGGAGAGCCGAGCGAGCUUCGGAGCUGCACCUGGUCCCCUCUCAGCCGAGCGCCUUCUCUCUCUCUCUCGCCUAAGCUCUUGUUGCUGUUACUCCGCGCAACCCCCCCAUUCAUAUACACGCGCGCACACACCCCGUCCCGUCAGGAUGUCAGAGAAGACCGCAGCGGAGGACGCUCCGGUGGAGGUCGGGGCCAAGGACCUGAAAGAAAAGAAGGAGAAGCAUGAGGAAAAGUCUGCCCGCAAAGAAAAGAAGGAGAUAAUAGAGGAUGAUGAAAAUGGAGCCGAGGAGGAAGAUGAUGAUGAAGAUGCAAAUCCUGAGGAUGAUGAAGAGGAUGAUGAAGAAGAUGAUGAGAAUGAACAAGAACCUGAUUCACAUGCAGUAAAACGAUCUGCAGAGAAGAAGCAGGAAGAGGAUGAAGUGGACCCAAAGAGAAAGAAGACAGAAAAUGGCUCCUCCGCUUGAUCCCCUCCCCUCCAUCCACAUCCUCUUUUCCAUGCCCACCUGUCCUCCCGCCUUCAUUCCUUCACCUGUGCAGGCACCCAUUUCAGUGCUGUCAUUGCAGACGAGGAAGAGGAGGAGUUAAAUGUGGUCUCUGGCAAGGACAGAGGAAGAUGCUGAAGACUGUUCUUCUCCAGCUCUUGAGAUCUGUUCCAUAUUACAGUGCUCCCUCCUUCCUUCCCCCCCCCAAUCCCCUAGCUCCUGGCUUGUCCACCUCCGUCCGCCAUAAUGCCUGGAAAGGCUGUUUUCUCCUUCCUUUUCCCAACCCCAUGCCCCCCUUAUGAUUGCUGCCUAAUGGGAGAUCCUCACAUGCCUCUGCUUACAACACCUCUUUUGCAAACUAUUCCCUGCCCUGGAGACCCUCUUCCCCUUUCCCCUUCUCUCUUCAGCUCCUUACAGAGUUCCACAGAAAUGUGGGCAUUUUAUGGUGCUGUAGAAGGGGUGAAAUCCAGGUGGUUGAAGGGCAGGGAAUCUUGCAGGGAUGUGUUCCCGUCCUGCGCCUGGUUCCCUUUCUGUUUCUGGGGAAAGGCAAAUAAUAACAACAAUAUUACAACGAAACAUGUUUUAAGUAAAACGUAUUGACAGUUUUUAAUUAAUACAUUUUGUACAAAUUUACAUGGGCAGGCAGCAAGCUGAAUCUGGUGAAACUUUUUUUUCUUCCAGAAGGCAAAGCUUGUUUUUAAUGUGUAAAGUAAUAUGUUAUUCAGUGUGUUUCCUCAUUCUGGGUGUUUGCUUUUUUAAAAUUAGGGACCAGAUUUUGAUUUCUCCCUUGUUCCCUGUUUUCUUUGGUUCUGCUCUUUAUAAAUUAAAGCAGUCCCAUCUGCAGUAUUUUCUAAUGGCACAGACAUUAUGAGGAUGAAAAAUAUAAAUAUAUAUAUUGUUUAGCACUGUAAAUAAAGACCUUUCAAAAAGUUGUUGAACAGUC